UCUGCCAUUUUGUACAUGAUGAAUAAUGAACAGUUUGGUCAUAGCACUGCGUCGGCACAGUAUUUUUUACAACUAGCUGGUUAUUUGGGUAUACCGGUGAUAUCGUGGAAUGCGGAUAAUUCUGGUCUGGAGAGGCGAGCUUCACAAUCAACACUUCAACUUCAGUUAGCUCCAAGUAUAGAACAUCAAAGUGCUGCUAUGUUGAGCAUAUUAGAACGUUACAAAUGGCACCAGUUUUCGGUAGUCACCUCCCAGAUAGCCGGUCAUGAUGAUUUUGUUCAAGCUGUAAGGGAGCGUGUAGCUGAAAUGCAAGAUCAUUUUAAAUUUACCAUCCUCAAUUCAAUUGUUGUAACGCGUACUAGUGACUUGAUGGAACUUGUUAAUAGCGAGGCUAGAGUAAUGCUCCUCUAUGCCACGCAAAGUGAAGCAAUCACUAUUCUUAGAGCUGCUGAAGAUCUGAAGUUAACUGGCGAAAACUAUGUGUGGGUUGUCAGUCAGUCAGUAAUUGAAAAGAAGGAUGCUCAUCCCCAAUUCCCAGUGGGAAUGUUGGGAGUACAUUUCGAUACUAGCAGCGCAGCUUUGAUGAAUGAAAUAUCGAAUGCCAUUAAGAUCUACGGCUACGGCGUGGAAGCCUAUGUAUCAGAUCCAGCAAAUCAUGGAAAAAAGUUAAACACCCAAUCACUGUCAUGUGAAGAUGAGGGCAGAGGACGCUGGGAUAACGGAGAAUUGUUUUUCAAAUAUUUGCGAAAUGUGUCGAUAGACGGAGACUUGAACAAACCAAAUAUUGAGUUUACCGCCGAUGGUGAUCUAAAGUCUGCCGAAUUAAAAAUUAUGAAUCUUCGGCCUGGGGCCAACAAUAAGAAUUUAGUAUGGGAGGAGAUCGGUGUGUGGAAGUCUUGGGAAACACAAAAGCUUGAUAUUCGGGAUAUAGCAUGGCCUGGCAAUUCACAUGCUCCACCACAGGGUGUUCCGGAAAAAUUCCAUUUAAAAAUUACAUUCCUCGAAGAAGCACCCUAUAUCAAUCUGUCGCCUGCGGACCCAGUUAGUGGCAAAUGUCUUAUGGAUCGAGGUGUCCUAUGUCGAGUGGCAGCUGAUCAUGAGAUGGCUGACAUCGACGUGGGGCAGGCUCAUCGCAACGAAUCUUUCUACCAGUGCUGUAGUGGGUUUUGCAUUGAUCUUUUAGAGAAAUUUGCCGAGGAGCUAGGGUUCACAUAUGAACUAGUACGGGUAGAAGAUGGUAAAUGGGGUACACUUGAGAAUGGUAAAUGGAAUGGUUUAAUUGCCGAAUUGGUAAAUCGUAAAACCGACAUGGUAUUGACCUCAUUAAUGAUCAAUACUGAACGUGAAGCUGUGGUGGAUUUCAGCGAACCCUUCAUGGAAACGGGCAUCGCCAUUGUUGUGGCUAAACGUACCGGCAUUAUAUCGCCUACUGCGUUCCUAGAACCCUUCGACACUGCUUCGUGGAUGUUGGUGGGCAUUGUCGCUAUACAAGCUGCCACUUUUAUGAUCUUCCUCUUCGAAUGGCUUUCACCCAGUGGCUACGAUAUGAAACUCUAUCUACAGAACACCAACGUUACACCUUACCGAUUCUCCUUAUUUCGCACAUACUGGCUGGUGUGGGCAGUCCUGUUUCAGGCCGCCGUACACGUAGACUCCCCAAGAGGUUUCACAUCCCGCUUCAUGACCAAUGUCUGGGCUCUUUUUGCUGUCGUCUUUCUUGCCAUAUACACUGCCAACUUGGCUGCCUUCAUGAUAACGAGGGAGGAAUUUCAUGAAUUCAGCGGUUUAAAUGACAGCCGUUUGGUUCACCCCUACUCGCACAAGCCAUCCUUUAAAUUUGGCACGAUUCCUUACAGUCACACAGACUCCACAAUCAAUAAAUACUACAAGGAAAUGCAUUACUAUAUGAGACAAUACAACAAAUCAAGUGUGGCAGAUGGCGUUGCGGCUGUUUUGAAUGGUAACUUGGAUUCGUUUAUUUAUGAUGGCACUGUUUUGGAUUAUCUAGUGGCACAGGAUGAAGAUUGUCGUUUGAUGACUGUUGGCAGUUGGUACGCCAUGACAGGUUAUGGUUUGGCUUUCAGCCGCAAUUCAAAAUACGUCCAAAUGUUUAACAAACGUCUGCUAGAGUUUCGUGCCAACGGAGACUUAGAACGCUUGCGUCGCUACUGGAUGACUGGUACAUGUAGGCCGGGCAAACAAGAGCACAAGUCAUCUGACCCCCUCGCCCUGGAACAAUUCUUGUCAGCAUUUUUACUUUUAAUGGCUGGUAUUUUAUUAGCGGCAUUAUUACUUCUGCUCGAACAUGUCUACUUCAAGUACAUACGUAAACGUAUUGCGAAAAAAGAUGGUGGACAUUGUUGUGCCCUCAUCUCACUAUCAAUGGGUAAAUCGUUAACGUUUCGCGGUGCGGUCUUUGAGGCCACCGAAAUACUUAAAAAACAUCGGUGCAACGAUCCCAUUUGCGACACGCACUUGUGGAAAGUCAAACACGAACUGGACAUGACCCGUCUGAGAGUGCGGCAAUUGGAGAAGACAAUGGAUAAACAUGGUAUUAAAGCUCCUCAAUUAAGGCUUGCUUCAUCGUCGGAUUUAUUAAAUCAUCAACAUCUCAAGGAAAGACCGCCUCUAAUGGGAAAUUUGAGUUUAGCAGCCAGCGCACAAGAUCUAUACAGGUGUUGA
This is a messenger RNA of Calliphora vicina (urban bluebottle blowfly), 2682 nucleotides long. It is a transcript of the gene Nmdar2, whose product is annotated as NMDA receptor 2. Gene Ontology annotation, molecular function: NMDA glutamate receptor activity. Bases 16 to 2682 code for a protein of 888 amino acids. Gene Ontology annotation, biological process: monoatomic ion transport. The record is from RefSeq and is a predicted model, not a curated record. Gene Ontology annotation, cellular component: plasma membrane. The transcript has 8 exons. Lineage: Eukaryota; Metazoa; Arthropoda; Insecta; Diptera; Calliphoridae.